AAUUCCCCAAACAUAUUUCAGUACUCCGUUUUCGAAUUCAAAACAAACCAAUUAGUUGCAACAAUCGCCUCGAUUCCGGAACCAGAAUGCAAUUCUUUACUUUGCACCGGAAGUUCGUGUACGUUCGUUAUCGGAACCAGUUGUGCUCCUGUUCUACGCUCAUCGUCAUCGUGCUGACCGUACUAGCCUUGAUCCUACCGGCUUGGUUGCUUCUCGAAGUCAAUCCCAGCACCCUGCGGGAUCACUUCCGGUUGGUCUACGAGCAGCCCAAUGUCGCUUUCGCUUACCGAUAUCUGCUGCUGGCGGAAGUUGGCCGAUCGGCUGAGACGUCAUCAGCCCCAGGUACCGAUAUCAUUAGCUGCAGUUCUUUCGAGUCGUACAAUUCACUGACCGAGGAAUGGCAAGAGUGCAAUGCGAUAAAGGUAGUCAGCAGCGACGAUGACAUGGAUGGAAAAAUCGAUCGGUUGAGUGCAUCGGUAAGCUUCAAUCUGCCGGAAGGUUCCACCGGACUGAUGUUCUAUACAUUCUACUAUUUCCUGGAUGCAGAAGUUACGAGCCAGUGCAGCUUUAAAUUACCGACCAUAGUGGCUUUGAACAAAGUAGCUUCUCCACACCAAUCAUUUACAUCCGGAACCAUAGAGCAUCGAGGCCACCUGAAGGCAGUCCAAUCGAAAUAUUUGCAAUGUCCAUUUUUUAUGCGCUCGAUCAAAUCACAUUUCGAUCACAAUUACUACCCAACGGAAAAUUUCACCACCAUUGAUGAAUUCCUUCCGGAACAAAUUGUACUGAAAAUUGAAAACCUUAAUGCUGCCUACUUUCAUAUGGAAGAGGACCAGAAAGCUUGGACUAAAAACGGAAGUGAUGAAGUGACGAUUAAGAUAGAUUUAUCAAUCGGUGGAUCCGGUGACAGACAUACGUCGUUGUUGUACAAUUCUUCAACCUGGCAGAAAGUAACUGAGUUCUGGAUUUACUAUUUUCCUCUGCUGGCGGUAGUCUUAUGGAUACUCGAUACGAUUAAAGACCGAUUGUUUGGCGAUUAUUUUCUAAGAUCACUGGAGAUUAUCCCUUAGGGGAAACUGAAACA
This is a messenger RNA of Uranotaenia lowii, 1084 nucleotides long. RefSeq lists its product as uncharacterized. The coding region runs from base 87 to 1070 and encodes 327 amino acids. Lineage: Eukaryota; Metazoa; Arthropoda; Insecta; Diptera; Culicidae. The record is from RefSeq and is a predicted model, not a curated record. Gene Ontology annotation, cellular component: ciliary membrane; ciliary transition zone. The transcript is spliced from 3 exons. Gene Ontology annotation, biological process: regulation of protein localization; cilium assembly.